This is a messenger RNA of Juglans regia (Persian walnut), 528 nucleotides long. RefSeq lists its product as uncharacterized. Bases 1 to 528 code for a protein of 175 amino acids. NCBI's taxonomy places the organism in Eukaryota, Viridiplantae, Streptophyta, Magnoliopsida, Fagales, Juglandaceae. The record is from RefSeq and is a predicted model, not a curated record. The transcript has a single exon. Gene Ontology annotation, molecular function: nucleic acid binding; RNA-DNA hybrid ribonuclease activity.
AUGGAGUUAUUUGCAAUGACUGUGAGGGGAAUUUGGCAGAGAAGAAAUAAACUAGUGUUUGAAGGUUCCUUCUUGCAUCCUACCUUACUACCCCAGAAUGCUUCUCAACAACUGGCAGAUUUCAAGGCUGUCCAGUUGGCUCCUAAUUCAACUACUAGAAUUCAUCCAAACCAUGUUGUGACAUGGAAUCCUCCCCCGGUUGGAAUUAUUAAGAUAAAUUGGGAUGCUGCAUUGUGGGAAGCUCACGAUAGAUUGAGAAUUGGAUUGGUAGCUAGAGAUCAUGAAGGUAGUAUUUUAGCUUCUAAAAUUGUGGCUAAGACUAGUUGUGUGGUUCCCUUACUGGCUGAGGCAAUAGGAGUCUUCCAAGCUGUCAUUUUUGCGUCGGAAUUGAAUCUGGAAUCAGUGAUUUUUGAAGGUGACUCUCUUCAGAUAGUCCAAGACCUUAAUCUUCACAAAGAGAGAUGGGAUAGUGUGGGACUGGUGCUUUUAGAUACUAGAACUCUAUUAUCUCGUUUUGAGAAUUGGUAG